Messenger RNA from Esox lucius (northern pike), 728 nucleotides. It is a transcript of the gene ppiaa, whose product is annotated as peptidylprolyl isomerase Aa (cyclophilin A). Gene Ontology annotation, cellular component: intracellular membrane-bounded organelle. Gene Ontology annotation, biological process: protein folding; protein peptidyl-prolyl isomerization. NCBI's taxonomy places the organism in Eukaryota, Metazoa, Chordata, Actinopteri, Esociformes, Esocidae. Gene Ontology annotation, molecular function: peptidyl-prolyl cis-trans isomerase activity. The record is from RefSeq and is marked provisional.
CUUUUUCUGUUCCUGUCUUGGCAAUCGUCGUUUGACUGAGCUUGUAUUGUACGGCCACUAAAAUGUCUAACCCAAGAGUAUUUCUUGACAUCAGUGCGGGUAGUACAGCCAUCGGAAGGGUGGAGAUAGAGCUCUUUGCUAACGUUGUCCCAAAGACAGCUGAGAAUUUCCGUGCCCUCUGCACCAUGGAGAAGGGCUAUGGUUACAAAGGUUCUAGUUUCCAUCGUGUCAUCCCAGGCUUCAUGUGUCAGGGUGGAGACUUUACAAACCACAAUGGAACUGGGGGCAAAUCCAUCUAUGGAGAAAAGUUUGCUGAUGAGAACUUCCAGCUGAAGCACACAAAGCCAGGCAUUCUAUCCAUGGCAAAUGCUGGGCCCAACACCAAUGGCUCCCAAUUCUUUAUCUGCACUGCUAAAACUGCUUGGCUGGAUGGAAAGCAUGUUGUCUUCGGUGAAGUAGUGAAGGGGAUGGAUAUCAUCGAGAAGGUCGAGAGCUACGGCUCCAGCAGCGGCAAGACGAAAGCGAAGAUUACAGUCACAAACUCUGGUCAGCUGUGAUGCAGCUCAUGCCAGUAGCUCUGUCCAUCCUGCCGCCAACCUCAACAUUCCUGACCAAGGAGAUGUAACAACCUUUUCCAUUCUGUUCCUUGUCCAAUCUUGCUGCAUUUUUAACUUGUCUAACAGUUUUAGUCAAAAUGUAAAAUAAAGGGGAGCAAUUAUUGAAGAUGG